This is a messenger RNA of Loxodonta africana (African savanna elephant), 2661 nucleotides long. Its product is annotated as olfactory receptor 4A47-like. Gene Ontology annotation, biological process: G protein-coupled receptor signaling pathway. The transcript has a single exon. Bases 1610 to 2524 code for a protein of 304 amino acids. The record is from RefSeq and is a predicted model, not a curated record. Gene Ontology annotation, molecular function: olfactory receptor activity; G protein-coupled receptor activity. Lineage: Eukaryota; Metazoa; Chordata; Mammalia; Proboscidea; Elephantidae. Gene Ontology annotation, cellular component: plasma membrane.
UGAAAGUAAGAGGAAGGAAAGGCUAGAAGGUUGCUUCUCAGGGUUUACCUGAUAUUCUUUAUGAAUAGAUUAAUAACAUUCUUAAAGGAAGUCAUCAGGCAUAACCUGAGGAAGUACUUCCAUUUGAAAGAGUAGGAAGGUAAAGGUGAAAAGGCGACUUCUCAGUCGUCACCACCAUUUUUGUCCUCUGAUGAUUUGACGUCUGGAAUAGACUCAGGGCCCAUAUGAGUUAGUGUUGGAUAUUGGAUAGGGGGCUGCCUUCUUUGAAAUGCUGGACACAAUAUAAAUAUUUGUCAAUAGACUGUAUAAAUAAGAGAAGAUAUUUAUCAUUAGUUUAGAGGUUAACUGUGUCUGAUCUCUCAAAUUAGUGUCUACAGAGAAUAAACAGAAAUAAGGUGAUAAGAAAACAUUUUGUGUAUAUGAGACAUAGCAAAAAGUCUGGAGCGGAUGAACUUGGAGAAUUUUAAGAGAUGAGUUUAGGCAGCAUACUGGAUCCAAGUCAUCUAGAGUCUUGUAGUCCCACUUAGGAAGACUGGAUUUUAUUGACUGUGUGAUAGGAAGCCACUGUAGAGGUUUUGAGCUGGGAGGUGACACGACCUGAAGAAGAUUCAAAAAGGAUUAGGGCUGCUUUGGAACAAUAGAUUGUUACAGGCAAGAACGAAAGCUGACCUGGCAGGAGGCUAUUCGAACAGACCCGUGAAGUGACAGGGAAAGUGAGAAUGAUCAUAUUCAUGAUAUAUUAGGAAGAUACUGUCAACAAGAUGAAUUAAGGUAGUGAUAGGUAAUGUGAGAAUAAUAAAGGAGUUAAAGACACUGCGAGUUGUUUGGUCUGAAGAAUAACAGGAAGAUGGUAUCUUUUACUGAGAUGGGCAACACUUAGAUUUAGUGUGGAAUAUUUAACAUCUAUUUUUAUAAAUACUAAAUUGACAUCAAAUUGGAGAAUUUCCAUUAGGUAGUUGCAUAUAUAAGUUUGAAAAUUAGGGGAGAUAUUGAGGCAGAAGACACAAUAUUGGGGUGCUUCAGUAUUUAUAGGUCAGGAAGAAGGGGAAGAUCCCAGCAAAGAUACUAAGAAGGAGGUCCAGUAGGUUAGGAGGAAAUUUAGGACAGUGGCCUUUGGUCUAUAAACUUCCGUUCAUAAGUUAUUCUACCAACUUAAAAUUUUUAAAUUACCUUAGCCGGUGGUCAAGUGUAAUACUUUUGUGACUUCUUAUAUGACACAAGUUUUCACAAAAACCCCUCCCCAUCCUUUCUUGUUCUCUCACUUCUUCUUUAAACAUCAGAUAAAGCACUGCUUACUCUGGGAAGACAUUCCUGAUCCCAGUUUGAUUUAGAUGUUCCUAUUUUAUACUAUUCACCCUUGCUACUAUGUGAAUUCAAUUUGUAAUGACACUUAUUGCAUCUGUCUACAAUAAUCUGACACCAUAAUUAUGUAUCACAUCAGUGGGGUAUCUCAAUACCCAUAAUACGAUUGACAUAAAUAGGUGUUCCUUACACAUUUUCAAAAUUGAAUGAAAAAAUAAAAGACAAAUAUUAUAACACAUUAAAAAAUGUCUUAAUUGUUUUGUAGGUAAACUCCUUCUAAUACCUGAAAUCAGCACCUAUAAAAGAAAUGAUGGAACCAGGGAACAAUGUGACUUACUUUGUCCUUCUGGGACUCACACAGAAUCCAAAGGAACAGAAGGUCCUUUUUGUUAUGUUCUUGCUCUUCUACAUUUUGACCAUGAUGGGUAACCUCCUUAUUGUUGUGACUGUAACUUUCAGUAAGACCCUGGACUCACCUAUGUACUUCUUCCUUGGAAGCUUAUCCUUCAUGGAUGUCAUUUAUUCAUCAGUCAUCUCCCCCAAAUUGAUUUCAGACUUGUUCUUUGGUAAAACGACCAUAUCCUUCCAAUCUUGUAUGAUUCAGCUCUUUGGGGAACACUUCUUUGGUGGAUCAGAAGUCUUUCUCCUAUUGGUGAUGGCCUAUGACCGCUAUGUGGCCAUCUGUAAGCCCUUACAUUAUUUGGUCAUUAUGAGGCAAUGGGUGUGUGUUGUGCUGCUGAUAGUGUCCUGGGCUGGAGGUUUCCUGCAUUCAAUCAUUCAACUUAGCUCUCUUUAUGGGCUCCCAUUCUGUGGUCCCAAUGUCAUUGAUCACUUUUUCUGUGACAUGUACCCCCUAUUGAAACUUGUCUGUACCGACACUUAUGUCAUUGGCUUCUUAGUGGCAGCCAAUGGAGGAGUAAUCUGCACUCUUGUGUUCCUACUCUUACUCAUUUCUUAUGGUGUUAUCUUAUACUCCUUAAAGAGCCUUAGUCAGGAAGGAAAGCGAAAAGCCCUCUCCACUUGUGGUUCCCACAUCACUGUGGUGGUCUGCUUUUUUGUUCCCUGUAUUUUCAUGUAUGUAAGACCUGCUAAGACUUUCCCCAUUGACAAAUCAUUGAGUGUAUUUUAUACAGUGAUAACCCCUAUGUUGAACCCCUUAAUCUACACGUUGAGAAAUUCAGAGAUGAUAAAUGCUAUGAAGAAGCUCUGGGGUAAAAAAUGACUUUAACUGAGAAAUAAUCACAACAGCAUAAAAUGACUUUAUUCUUUAAAUGGUGCAGAUAAAAGAAGAUAAUGGCUAUGUUUCAAGGCCAGCUGAAUACUGUCAGUUUGAUGUUGGCAUAUAGGCCCUUUGAGAAA